Silurus meridionalis is the source of this 2478-nucleotide messenger RNA. It is a transcript of the gene slc7a7, whose product is annotated as solute carrier family 7 member 7. Gene Ontology annotation, cellular component: membrane. The transcript is spliced from 10 exons. Bases 338 to 1843 code for a protein of 501 amino acids. NCBI's taxonomy places the organism in Eukaryota, Metazoa, Chordata, Actinopteri, Siluriformes, Siluridae. Gene Ontology annotation, molecular function: basic amino acid transmembrane transporter activity; L-amino acid transmembrane transporter activity. Gene Ontology annotation, biological process: amino acid transmembrane transport. The record is from RefSeq and is a predicted model, not a curated record.
ACAUCAGUGCUUGAUCAGCACAGGGAGGGUUGGAGAGAGAGCCGAGAAGCUGUACAGGACAGGAGCACAGACACUAAUGCUGACUAAAGGCUUUAAUUCAGUUCUUCAAAUGGCUUCUAAACCUCUGUCGUUCUUCUAAGAUAACGUGAAUGGCGAGUAAAAGAGGAAAAAGGAAACAAGCCGUGCUGAAUCAUCUGUAUUACCGCACCGUUAUUCAAGAUGUCACCUCAAGACGGCUAACUUGGACAUAAACUGACAUAAAACACUUGUCAAAUUGACUGACAACCAGCAGGUCCAGUCAGCAUCUCAGACUUUUUGCCAAUCACAAUACAAAAAAAUGGCCACCUACAGUCCUGCCCCAACACAAGAAUCUGCCUCAGAGGUAACCAAUGGUAACCUCAAGGGAAGCGGUUCUCAGGAGUCAAUGAAACUAAAGAAAGAGAUUUCCCUGAUCAAUGGUGUCUGCCUAAUUGUUGGGAACAUGAUUGGUUCAGGAAUCUUCGUCUCACCAAAGGGUGUGCUGAUUUAUAGCGCUUCAUAUGGUUUGUCAUUGGUAGUGUGGACUAUUGGUGGAAUUUUCUCAGUGUUUGGGGCUCUGUGCUACGCUGAGCUCGGAACCACUAUUACCAAGUCUGGAGCCAGUUAUGCCUAUAUCCUGGAGGCCUUUGGUGGUUUUCUGGCCUUCAUUCGUCUGUGGACAUCACUACUCAUCAUUGAACCCACCAGCCAGGCUGUGAUAGCUAUAACCUUUUCCAACUACAUGGUGCAACCAAUCUUUCCUACAUGCAUUGCACCUUAUGCGGCCAAUCGCUUGUUAGCUGCAGCCUGCAUAUGUUUGCUGACCUUUGUAAACUGUACCUAUGUAAAGUGGGGCACUCGUGUACAGGACUUUUUCACCUAUGCAAAAGUCAUUGCUCUUAUUGCUGUUAUCGUCACAGGCCUUGUCAAGAUAUUUCAGGGUUACACACAUAAUUUCGAGGGGCUGUUUGAAGGCUCGUCCCAGGACCCUGGGGAUGUGGCUUUGGCUCUGUACUCGGCUCUGUUCUCUUACUCAGGCUGGGACACGCUCAAUUUUGUCACUGAGGAGAUCAAAAACCCAGAGAGGAACCUGCCACUGGCCAUUGCCAUCUCCAUGCCCAUCGUCACAGUGAUCUAUAUCUUGACCAAUGUGGCCUACUAUACUGUUCUGCCAAUCCCUGCUAUUCUGGACAGUGAUGCUGUAGCUGUGACAUUUGCAGAUCAAGUAUUUGGGAUAUUUAACUGGACAAUCCCACUCGCUGUCGCAUUGUCCUGCUUUGGAGGAUUAAAUGCUUCUAUCUUGGCUGCCUCAAGGCUGUUCUUCGUGGGCUCCAGAGAAGGCCACCUGCCUGACUACCUGUGCAUGAUUCACGUUAGCCGUUUUACCCCCAUCCCCGCCCUGCUCUUCAAUGGUGCAAUGGCUUUGGUGUACCUGUGUGUGGAAGACAUCUUUAAGCUCAUCAACUACUACAGCUUCAGCUACUGGUUCUUUGUGGGUCUGUCCAUCCUGGGUCAGCUGUACCUGCGCUGGAAACAGCCAGACAGACUACGCCCACUGAAGCUCAGUAUUUUCUACCCGAUUGUUUUCUGCCUUUGCACCGUCUUCCUUGUGGUGGUCCCAAUUUAUAGUGACACAAUCAACUCUUUGAUUGGCAUCGCAAUCGCCCUAUCAGGCGUCCCUGUCUACUUCCUUUGCUGCUAUACACCAGCCUCCCGAAGACCUCUGUGGCUUCGCAAAUUUAUUGCAUCAUCUGGUUUGCUGAUACAGAAGGUUUGCUUUUCUGUGCUUACUGAGAUGGACACAGACGAAGGAAAAUUGGAAUAGAAUGGGACCAAUAGAUAUUGCUAUAUGGUACAGAGAGUUCCCCAGUGUGUUAGAAUGAUUGACGGGCAACAUCCAGCAGGUCAUUUGACUGAUGCAUCAAGCUCUUUGGGCAUUCUUUUAUUCAGAUACCUCAAUCACCAUUCUUAGUAAACUUACACAUUCCUUGUUGGGGAAAAUAUUUCCUAUUGCAAAAUAGUUUGUGUUGACAUAUUCACAUUUGUUUUUUUAAGUUCUCAGGAUUUUCCAGUCUAUUACAUUUUAAUAUGAAGGGUUCCAGGUUUAAGUUCUAAAUAUAGGACAAGGCUUCUUACCGCACACAGAAAUCAUUGUUAGUUGUAAAGCACCUCUGUUUUUAAUUUUUAUUUAAGGGAGGUAAAUGAACCAAAAUCAAGAAUGACAAAAUGCCAAUGAUAACGUGAACAAUUUUAAGCAGAAAAACAGCCUCCAGCUAACAGUGAAACAAAAGAGUGAACAAAAAUGUAAAUGGGAUUUUUACUUAAGGGGAGCUAAAGGUAUUAUGAGAACUUGAACAUUUAUUUAUUAGAGCGAAUCCCAAAUGGGCUACAGCAGUUAAUGAUUUUAAACUAUAGAAUUAAAAGUGCCUUUAAUAUUCAAUAAAAAUAUGUAAUCACUGA